Triticum dicoccoides is the source of this 1304-nucleotide messenger RNA. RefSeq names its product acetylglutamate kinase-like. Gene Ontology annotation, biological process: L-arginine biosynthetic process. Gene Ontology annotation, cellular component: chloroplast thylakoid; cytoplasm. The coding region runs from base 94 to 1113 and encodes 339 amino acids. The record is from RefSeq and is a predicted model, not a curated record. Lineage: Eukaryota; Viridiplantae; Streptophyta; Magnoliopsida; Poales; Poaceae. Gene Ontology annotation, molecular function: ATP binding; acetylglutamate kinase activity. The transcript has a single exon.
GCACCCCGCACGCCCAGCGCCGGCCACCAACCCCUUCCGUCUAGGCAAGCACCCCGGCGGCGCCAACACCAAGGCUCCUCGGCGGCCGCAGCAAUGCUCCUAACCAAGCCCCACCCCGCCCUCACCCUCCCCUCCGCAUCCCUCCCAAAUCCUACCCUAAACGCCGCCCGCGUCAGGCCGCUCGCCUCGUCCGCGCCCCAUGGACGCCGCGGGCGCCGCGUCUCGGCCUCCUCCUCCCCGGCGCCAGCGCAGGCCGCGUCCGCGGCGCUGAGCCGCGUGGACGUCCUGUCGGAGGCGCUCCCCUUCAUCCAGCGGUUCAAGGGCAAGACGGUGGUGGUCAAGUACGGCGGCGCGGCCAUGAAGUCGCCGGAGCUGCAGGCGUCGGUGAUCCGCGACCUGGUCCUGCUCUCCUGCGUCGGCCUGCGCCCCGUGCUCGUGCACGGCGGCGGCCCGGAGAUCAACUCCUGGCUGCAGCGCGUCGGCGUCGAGCCGCAGUUCCGCAACGGCCUCCGCGUCACCGACGCGCUCACCAUGGAGGUCGUCGAGAUGGUGCUGGUCGGCAAGGUCAACAAGCAGCUCGUCUCCCUCAUCAGCCUCGCCGGCGCCACCGCCGUCGGCCUCUGCGGCAAGGACGCGCGCCUCCUCACCGCGCGCCCCUCCCCCGACGCCGCGGCCCUCGGGUUCGUCGGCGAGGUCACGCGCGUCGACCCCUCCGUGCUCCGCCCGAUCAUCGCCUCCGGCCACAUCCCGGUCAUCGCCACCGUGGCCGCAGACGAGACCGGGCAGGCCUACAACAUCAACGCCGACACUGCGGCGGGGGAGAUCGCGGCUGCCAUUGGCGCCGAGAAGCUGCUGCUGAUCACUGACGUGUCCGGCAUACUCGCGGACCGGGACGACCCCGGGAGCCUGGUGAAGGAGAUUGACAUCGCCGGCGUCCGGCGGAUGGUGGCCGAGGGGAAGGUGGGUGGGGGCAUGAUACCCAAGGUGGAGUGCUGCGUGCGCGCACUGGCGCAGGGCGUGCACACGGCCAGCAUCAUUGACGGCCGCGUCCCGCACUCUCUCCUGCUCGAGAUCCUCACCGACGAGGGCACCGGCACCAUGAUCACCGGCUGAAACUUGUUUGUUUGUUGUUUCUUUCCUUUUCUUUUUUGGUUCAUUCAGUGGGUUGGAUGGUUUUGCAUACCUCAUUUGUGGUAACUGUGUUUUCGAUUCGAAUCCUGAACAAGGAAUGGUGAAAGAUUGCAACUUUAAGCAGAAUAUAUACAUUUCGUGGCAAGAUUUUCCAAUCAAAAUCUGCCACUGGA